GUUUAAAUUAUAUCAAUGUAAUAGUUAUUUUACUGACGCAGUCUGAUCAUUCAAAAAUCGAUGGCAAUUGUUUUAAUUUCUUUAGGAUUGUUACAGGCUAUAUUCCAACUGUGCUCUGGUGAAACUAUUGAAUGUCAGCCUGGCCUAUUCCGUUGUGACGAUGGUUCAUGUAUCGAGGAAAUUUGGCAUUGUGAUGGCGCCAAAGAUUGCGAUGAUAUGUCAGACGAAAAGAAUUGUGAAAAUUAUCAGUGCGGCGCAAACUAUUUCGCGUGCGGUAAUGGUACGGGUCCGUGUAUUUCCAAACUGUGGGUGUGUGACUCGGAUUUCGAUUGCUUUGAUGGCUCAGAUGAGAGUCCGCAACAAGAAUGUGUACCAAGGCACACAUACUGUGGCGACCCCAUGAUCGAAUGUUUAAACGGCUCAUGCUUGACGCAGGAGCAGCUGUGUGAAGGUUUUACGUGCUUGGAAUACGUGCCUGACAUCUCAGGGCUCACGUGUGCAGGGAUCACGUGUGUUGAUCACCAGUUCCAAUGUCUAAACGGUAUCUGUAUUGACAAGAGUCACGUGUGUAAUGGGAUACGGGACUGUUUUGAUGGAACGGAUGAGGACACGAGUUGCAAUGCUGAUGAAUGUCGAAUGUUCAAACCAUGUAGUCAGAUUUGUACAGACAAGAAGAUGGGAUACGAGUGCUCCUGUUACCAUGGUUACAGUCUGAAAACGGAUGGCAAAACCUGUCAAGACGUGGACGAGUGUUCGACAGAGUUUCCGUGCGCGCAUUUCUGCCAAAAUGCACAGGGGACGUACUUUUGCACGUGUGCAGAGGGGUUUUCUUUGGUAGGCGACAGACGGGGAUGUAAUUAUACGAACAGCAUGUCUGCAGAUGAGCAAACCAGCAAUAAUUCGAAAGUAACAACUGUUUCGGCAAUAAUUCAAACCAACAAUGAGAGAUCGAAUAUUUAUCUUCUUGUUAUUUUACCGGCUGUGGGUUGCAGUCUUGGGUUAUGUCUAGUUGUUUUUGUUGGACUAUUGUGUUGCAAACGGACAGGUAGACUCUGUUUUUCGCAUAGACAACAAAAGGCCAAGAAAGAAAGGUAG
Mya arenaria is the source of this 1095-nucleotide messenger RNA. Its product is annotated as low-density lipoprotein receptor-related protein 1B-like. NCBI's taxonomy places the organism in Eukaryota, Metazoa, Mollusca, Bivalvia, Myida, Myidae. The transcript has 8 exons. Bases 61 to 1095 code for a protein of 344 amino acids. The record is from RefSeq and is a predicted model, not a curated record. Gene Ontology annotation, molecular function: calcium ion binding; protein binding.